Acipenser ruthenus (sterlet) is the source of this 3067-nucleotide messenger RNA. Its product is annotated as ankyrin repeat and protein kinase domain-containing protein 1-like. Gene Ontology annotation, molecular function: ATP binding; protein kinase activity; protein binding. The record is from RefSeq and is a predicted model, not a curated record. The transcript has 9 exons. Gene Ontology annotation, cellular component: cytoplasm. Gene Ontology annotation, biological process: regulation of cell cycle process; protein phosphorylation. The coding region runs from base 70 to 2619 and encodes 849 amino acids. Lineage: Eukaryota; Metazoa; Chordata; Actinopteri; Acipenseriformes; Acipenseridae.
UUAAAAUGAUUGAGAGCUUGGGAGUUCCUGGCAUAAGCAGAGAACAGGUGCUUGUGAGACCCAGUUUCCAUGGCUUUGGCUGAGGAUAAGCAAUUGAAAAACCUGAAGAUUUUUAAUAAAGAAGACUUCCAUACAGACUGGGUCAGGAUUGCGAGUGGCGGGUUCGGACACGUUUAUAAAGUCAAGCACAAGUUAUGGAGGGAAACGUUUGCAGUGAAAUGCUGCUCGGGGGUGUCUUCCGACUCCGGUUUGUACAGAACCAUGAUAGAGGAAGCUUCCAAGAUGGAGAAAAUGAAGUUCCGAUACAUUGUCCCUGUCUAUGGGAUCUGCAACGAUCCUCCGGCCAUAGUGAUGGAGUACAUGAAGAAUGGCUCUUUGGACCAGAUACUCCCCACCCACAGUCUCAUGUGGGCCAAGAAGUUUGAGAUCCUCCACGAGGUAGCCUUGGGCAUGAACUUCCUGCACAGUGCUACUCCACCCUUGCUUCAUCUCGACCUGAAACCCGGGAACAUCCUUCUAGAUGAAAACCUGCAUGCAAGGGUAAGGGAAGCAGACACGUGGAAGCGACGGGGUGCAUACCCCUAUACGAAGAUUUCAGAUUUUGGCUUGUCCAAAUGGAAGGAGUGUUCGAGCAGGAUGGAGUAUAUUGAACUCUCUGCGAUCAGAGGAACGCUGAGCUACAUCCCCCCAGAGAUGUUUCUACAGAACAGCAAACCUCCAGGAACAAAAAACGAUGUGUACAGCUUCGCCAUUGUGAUCUGGGAAGUCCUAACUCAGAAAAGGCCAUAUUCAGGAGCCAAUAUGAUGACGGUGAUAGUAAAAGUGGCAGCUGGGAGAAGACCCUGUAUGGAGGAUGUCCCAGAGGACCGGCCACAGGAGUGCGAGCAGAUGAUUAACUUGAUGCAACGGUGCUGGUGUCAGGAGGCAAGGCGGAGACCAUGUUUUGCAGACAUUACCAAAGAAACAGAGGUCCUCAGUGAGAUGCUGAAAACACCAAACCUGGGUCAGAGACCAAAUGAAAAGGCAAAAACACACCAGCUUCUGUACUGCAAAACCUCCAACAGCAUUAAAGUACCUAAGAUGGGACCAAACACAGAAAUAAGCAAUGCAAGUGAUGAAGAAGGAUCUGAAAAAGACAUCAUUAGCACGAUGAGAAAAAGAGACCUCUCUAUUUUUAAGAAGAUGCUGAAGGAAGUACACGUGACCAUGGUUUUUGAAGACAACUACUCCUUGCUUCACUAUGCCGUUGCCACGGGAGACACAGAGAUUGUAAAGCAAGUUCUGAGUUUUGGGGCGAAGGUAGACUCCCAAAGUGUCAAUGGGUACACACCUUUGAUUAUAGCUGCUCUAUAUAAAUAUCCAGACUUGUGCUCAUUGUUAAUUGAGCAUAAAGCAGAUGUGAACUUGAGUGAUGAGGACAAGUGGACCCCUCUCCAUUUUGCCGCUCAGAAUGGUGAUGACAAGAUUGUGCGCCUCCUUUUAGACAGCAAUGCAGAUGUGAACGCCAAAGAGCGUGACGGUUGGGCGCCUCUUCAUUUGGCAUCUCAGAACGGCCAUGAAAACGUUGUCCGGGUCCUCCUACUACGCCGAGCCGCCAUUGACCUUCAGGAGAAUGAGAACCGGACAGCCCUUCACAUUGCAGCCGCUUUCGGCCACAUCAAUAUCCUCAAACUGCUGCUAAGUCAAGGAGCCGACCUGAACAAAAAACAGAAGGGCUGUCAGACAGCACUGCACCUGGCCUCGGAAAAAGGACACUUUAGAGUUGCGAGGCUUUUGGUGAAAAGCGGGGCAGACCUAAACAGUACGGAUAGCAACCACUACACUGUCCUACACAUGGCUGCUUUAAAGGGAUACAAUGGAAUAUGCAGGCACCUGCUCAAGCACUGUGCGAAUCCAAAUCUCAAAACCAUGCAAGGGUGGACACCCUUGCACCUCGCUGCUUUCAAUGGCCACGCAGUCACGGUUCGGCUGCUGAAGGAAAACCACGCGAAGCUCAAUGUCAGGGGAGACAUGGGGUGGACGCCUCUGCAUUUGGCCACUCGCAGCGGCCAAGAAGAGGUCAUUUCUGAGCUUCUUGAGGCAGGGGCCGACCCCAACGUCGCGGAGGAAUCCGGGUGGACGCCGCUCCAUCUGGCUAUCCAAAGAGGGAGCUUUCUCAAUGUCCUCAAGCUGAUCGACCAUCGUGCAAACGUCAAUGCCAGAAACAGGUUCGGGUGGACUCCUUUGCACAUCGCAGCACUGAAGGGGAAUGCCCCGAUAGCAAAGGCUUUAUUAAUGAACAGAGCUGAGCUAACCGAGGAUUCAAACGGCUGUACUGCACUGCAAUUAGCAGUAAGAAACCAGAAGGAGAGCGUUGUAAAGUUGCUUGAAGAUGCCCUUGAUGUCAACAGAGAUCCUGCUUCUCACUUUUACAAGGUUGAACACCUUAGGCACUCUUUAAUUUGUAUAACAGUGGAGCACAAACAGAGGAUAAAACAAGCUGGCACUGACUUCACUGGGAUUACUGCAGUGCCCCUGCGCUGUGGUGUCAGAAACACCACAAAGCACAGCUACAGGCUAUACAUUGCAGAGAAUUACCCAAUCUCCCAGGAGAGGCUCCCAUGUCUCCCUAAUUGCUGAGCCUGUCUUUCUGUAUUAAACUUCUGUAUUUUUGAUAUGCUUGGCUGAAAAAUACGUGCUACCUCAGCUCUAAUAGCUUUAUUAUUAUUAAUAUUAUUAUUAUUAUUAUUAUUAUUAUUAUUAUUAUUAUUAUUAUUAUUAUUAUUAUUAUUGAUAAUAAUGUAAAUGUAAUCUGCCCAAGACCUGUUAUACAUUUUGAACAUGUCUGACUCUUCAAAUCCAGGAGGUAGGAGACCCUGAAUCCCAAUGACUUUUUGAAGUUGACAUGCAUCUGAAUUAUUAUUUAUUUGUAGCUUUGUUUAAUAUUUAUCCCAGUCCACACCUGUCGCACCGCUUGUCAGAAGAAAGGCUGCAGAACUCCUUGAGGGAGUAGCUACGUUCCAAUAACCUGCAAUACCCAAUUCUAUACAUCACACUGUGCUUUAAUCUUAAAUAAUGAACAAUAAAA